This is a messenger RNA of Drosophila busckii, 2671 nucleotides long. Its product is annotated as facilitated trehalose transporter Tret1. Lineage: Eukaryota; Metazoa; Arthropoda; Insecta; Diptera; Drosophilidae. Gene Ontology annotation, molecular function: transmembrane transporter activity. The coding region runs from base 431 to 2575 and encodes 714 amino acids. Gene Ontology annotation, cellular component: membrane. Gene Ontology annotation, biological process: transmembrane transport. The transcript has 7 exons. The record is from RefSeq and is a predicted model, not a curated record.
UAUACAAAUGUUUGCGCCUAUGGUCUCCAUUUAUAAAUAAAAUUUUAAGGCACACAUUGAACUUUUUUCGAUCUUUCUAAUUAAUAUUGUUGGCUAAUUGCUAUAAACAAUUUGUUGGCUCCCACGUGAGCUUCGUUUACAAAACUGGCAAAAAGAAAUUAUUAACAAUUCGCGCAUAUUAACACGUAGUUACAAUUUGUGACAACAAAAGACGAAUAAUAAGCAAACCCAAAAAGUGAAAUAAAUAACCAAAAUAUAAAAAAAAGCUGUGGCAAUAAAGAAAGCUACGAAUGCUGAAUAACUGAUAAUAAUCAUUUCUUGAUAUACUUUUUUAAAUUUAUACUGCUCUGCAAGCAAAUGUUACGCUCUUCAGCAGUAUAAACAAGAACAAUACAUAAAAUAAAUAUAAAAACGGCGUUAAUUAUACGUUAUGGUGUUCAAUGCCAAAUCAGCUGUUAGCGCCGAGAAAAAUGGCGCUGUGAAUGAUCGUCCCUUAUUUAUGCAAAAUGGCAACAAUAACAACAAUCGACGCAUUUCGGCCAUUAAAGAUUUGGAAAUUAGUAAUUUUCGUAGUGCGCUGCCACAGUUUCUAGCUGUUAGUAUUAAGAACACCUUGUUAUUCGGCUAUGGCAUGACCUUGGGCUUUCCAACAAUUGUGAUACCCGCCAUACAGGGCGGAGAGGGACGCAGCGGGGGGAACGGCAGCGACAUAGUGCUUAGCAAAAAUGAAGUAUCCUGGUUUAGUUCCAUUAACUUGAUAUGUGUGCCACUGGGCUGCAUCUUCUCAGGAAUGCUGACCCAACCGAUGGGCAAACGACGAGCUAUGCAGUUUGUCAAUUUACCCAUACUGGCUGCUUGGCUACUGUUUCACUUCUCAACGCGCACGGAGCAUCUUUAUGCGGCUUUAUGCUUGGCUGGCCUCGGCGGCGGCUUGAUGGAGGCACCUGUGCUCACAUAUGUGGCCGAGAUUACGCAACCCAAGUAUCGUGGUAUACUGUCAGCACUGGGCACCACCUGUGUUAUAACCGGCGUGUUUAUACAAUUCAUACUCGGCUCUCUAAUGGAUUGGCGUACUGUGGCAGCCGUAAGUGCCGCCUUUCCAGUGAUAAGCAUAGUUCUACUGUGCUUUGUGCCCGAGAGUCCGGUCUGGUUGAUUCGUGAGCAACGUUUUCGUGAGGCAGUUAAGGCGCUGCAAUGGCUCCGUGGCUGGGUGCCAGAGCACAUGAUCGAGACGGAGUUCAAUCAACUCUACGACGAGCUAAUCACACAAAAGGCUAUCUCAGAUGCGGCGGAUGGUGUGAUACCAGGUCAGCGUCGCACCUUGAAAAUGCGCCUGCAUAUGUGGCGCAAGCGCACUUUUAUUGCGCCAUUCUUGCUUGUGGCCUUCACCUUCUUCACAGGUCACUUUUCCGGCAAGACGCCGCUGCAAACAUACGCUGUGCAGAUAUUCCAUACGCUAAAAGCGCCGAUGAACAAAUACCACGCCACCAUACUGCUCGGAGUGGCAGAGAUGCUGGCAACCAUAAUGGGCGUUAUUCUUAUACAUUUCACGGGCAAGCGUCCAUUGGUGCUUGUCUCAACUGUGGGCACGGGUCUUUGCUUCUUUGGUACUGCCACCUAUGCACAUUUUCUGAACGAUGUGCCCGGCUUUGCAGUCAACAAUGUGGUGGUGAAUGCCUCAGCUAUUGUACCCAAGGAGAGCAUCAUUUCCCAGGCAAAUAUAUCGAAAAUAUUUGCAGAUGAGCAGCAGCAGCAACAGCAGGAGCAGAUUUUAACCACGCUGCUGCCAGAACUGGAGAUGGACACCACCACCAGCAUGAGCUUUUUGGAUACAACAAUAAACGCAGGAACACGCGAGAAGCGGGAGCUAGAGAGCACAUUGCCGCCUGAUGAACUAGGCCUGGAAUCCACAACGAUAUUGUCAGUUGUAAGCACAAAACAGUCAACUUUGGCGUCAGCGAUACUAAGUCCGGCUACACCUAAGCCACCUAUUGUGGAGGAGCUGCUGCUAACGGUGCCCAAGCAGGAGCGCAAUUAUUUGGUUUGGGUGCCGCUUAUUCUUUUGCUGCUGUCGGCCUUCUUUUCCCAUUUGGGCAUACGAAUGAUACCCUGGGUGCUGAUCGGUGAAGUCUUUCCAGCUGAUAUACGCAACAGCGCUUCAGGAUUUUCAGGCGGCAUUGGUUAUGUAUUUGGCUUUCUGGCCAAUAAACUAUUUCUGGUCAUGCUAAGCGCCUUGACCUUGCCGGGCACCUUUGCUUUCUAUGGCACAGUGGCCAUUGUUGGUUGCAUUGUGCUGUAUUUUACGCUGCCUGAAACUGAGGGACGCACUCUUGCAGAAAUUGAAGCGCACUUCUCCAAGAAAUCCAGUGUAAAUCUCUUUAGCAAGCAACCCCCAGCGGCGUCACUUGAAAAACCACAAAAUCAAAAUGCUAUACAACUGGAUAAUCUACAAAAUUUGCAUGUGCCGAUUAGCACACAGCAACAGGCUAAGAUUAUUCAUUUGCAGCAGAGCGACUUUGCGCCAGGCCACACAAAUCCGGCCUUUGAGGAGAGUAACAAUACCACACACCUUUAGGCGUGGCGCAGCAUAGCCAACAAUAUUAGUCCCUCCAACAGCUAAAAACAUUAGUAUUAAUUACAAGAAAUAAAGUAAAAUCUUAACUAGUUUUAU